UACACCCAGCAGUACAUUACAAAUCGCUAACGAAAUGAAUCGUAAAAUGGUGGGUACGUUUUGUCGAAUUAUUAUUCUGCUCUCGGUCGUCUCUAAUACGACAGCUUGUACUGGUGGCAGUGGCGGGGCAAGCGUGCAAUCAAAUUCCGGCGGCAUGGGAAGUGCUUCAAUACAAGCCAAUAUAUACGAUCCGAGCUAUAUAACACCCUUAGUCGAGCAAUGUAUCCUUUUCGAUUUGGAAGCUCUGCUCACAAGCAGUAUGCAACUGACGCCGGCUCAAGAAGCCAUCAUAAGGUGUUAUUAUUCGUACUGCAAGAAUAUCAUUAAUAUGGCCAAGUUGGUGGCUACUCUGCCACCGAGUCCUGGAGCGAAUGGACCUUCUGGUGGGACGAAUACAUUGCAGAAUCCAGGAAUACAAGGUGUUCCUCCACCUGCGACUAUACCUGAUCCGUCGGUUAGUUUGACGGCUGGGGUUGGUCCUCCUCCUGCUGUACCUGAUCCAUCGGCCGGUGUGUCAGCCAGCCUGGGAACUCCAUCUAGUCCUUCGGUCAAUAUGUCAGCCAAUGUUGGAUCAUCUCCUAGUGCUAGUGCGACCCAGUGAUGUUGUAGCUGGUGAAAUAAUUUUUACACUUUUCUAAGAAAACGGUCAAGUUUUUUUUUUUUUUUUUUUAAAUUGAAAUAAAAAUAAAAGGUAAUUUAAAUCUUGAA
Planococcus citri (citrus mealybug) is the source of this 708-nucleotide messenger RNA. RefSeq lists its product as uncharacterized. The record is from RefSeq and is a predicted model, not a curated record. NCBI's taxonomy places the organism in Eukaryota, Metazoa, Arthropoda, Insecta, Hemiptera, Pseudococcidae. The transcript has 2 exons. Bases 35 to 601 code for a protein of 188 amino acids.